This is a messenger RNA of Neomonachus schauinslandi (Hawaiian monk seal), 626 nucleotides long. It is a transcript of the gene SHISAL1, whose product is annotated as shisa like 1. The record is from RefSeq and is a predicted model, not a curated record. The transcript is spliced from 3 exons. The coding region runs from base 24 to 626 and encodes 200 amino acids. Lineage: Eukaryota; Metazoa; Chordata; Mammalia; Carnivora; Phocidae.
CCCGACGGAUCGAUGCCAGCCAAAUGAUGACCAGUUGUGGCCAGCAGUCCUUGAACGUGCUCACCGUCCUCUCGUUGCUGAUUUCUGCAGUCUUGUCCGCGCAUUUCCGGGUCUGUGAGCCGUAUACGGACCACAAAGGCCGCUAUCACUUUGGCUUCCACUGCCCCCGGCUCUCGGACAACAAAACCUUCAUUCUCUGCUGUCACCAUAACAACACGGUUUUCAAAUACUGCUGCAACGAGACAGAGUUCCAGGCGGUGAUGCAGGCGAACCUCACGGCCGGCUCCGAGGGCUACAUGCACAACAAUUACACCGCCCUGCUGGGAGUGUGGAUCUAUGGCUUUUUCGUGUUGAUGCUGCUGGUCCUGGAUCUUUUGUAUUACUCGGCAAUGAACUACGACAUUUGCAAGGUUUACCUGGCGCGGUGGGGCAUCCACGGACGAUGGAUGAAACAGGACCCCCGGCGGUGGGGCAACGCUGCCCGGCCCCCCCCGCCAGGGCAGCCCGCCCCACAGCCCCAGCCUCCCCCAGGCCUGCUGCCGCAAGCCCCCCAGGCCGUGCACACGCUUCAAGGAGAUGCUCACAGCCCACCACUGAUGACCUUCCAGAGUUCAUCUGCCUGGUGA